AUGGCAUCAGAGGACGUGAAAACAAGCGAGUCUGCUGUUUCUACCAUCGUGAAUCUCGCUGAAGAGGCUAAGCUUGCCCGUGAAGGCGUUAAAGCACCGGGACCUGCCCUUCUUAGUAUCUGCAAGUCUCUUGUCGCCGGAGGCGUCGCCGGUGGAGUGUCACGUACAGCUGUUGCUCCUUUAGAAAGACUAAAAAUUCUACUGCAGGUUCAAAAUCCUCACAGUAUAAAAUACAAUGGAACGAUUCAGGGUUUGAAAUACAUAUGGAGAACCGAGGGCUUUAGAGGGAUGUUUAAAGGCAACGGCACUAAUUGUGCUCGAAUUGUCCCAAAUUCAGCAGUCAAGUUCUUUAGUUACGAGGAAGCAUCCAAGGGAAUAUUAUGGCUUUAUAGGCAGCAAACUGGAAAUGAUGAUGCUCAGCUUACUCCUCUGCUGCGUCUUGGAGCUGGUGCAUGUGCUGGAAUUAUUGCCAUGUCAGCAACUUACCCAAUGGAUAUGGUUCGUGGUCGGCUAACUGUCCAGACAGACAAGUCUCCUCGCCAGUAUAGAGGAAUUGCUCAUGCUCUCUCAACAGUCCUUAAGGAGGAAGGUCCUCGGGCUUUAUACAAAGGCUGGCUGCCUUCUGUAAUAGGAGUUAUACCAUAUGUGGGUCUGAACUUUGCUGUUUAUGAAUCUCUGAAAGACUGGUUAUUCAAAACUAAACCAUUUGGAAUAGCUGAGGACAAUGAGCUGGGUGUGACAACAAGGCUGGCAUGUGGGGCUGCUGCUGGAACUGUUGGCCAGACAGUUGCUUAUCCUCUUGAUGUUAUCCGACGAAGAAUGCAGAUGGUUGGCUGGAAGGAUGCUGCUUCAGUUGUCACUGGUGAUGGGAGGGGCAAACCACCCCUUGAAUAUACUGGUAUGGUUGAUGCCUUCAGGAAAACAGUUCGUCAUGAGGGAUUUGGAGCAUUGUACAAGGGUUUGGUCCCCAAUUCAGUGAAGGUGGUCCCUUCUAUAGCAAUUGCAUUUGUGACAUACGAGAUGGUGAAGGACGUUCUUGGAGUUGAGAUGAGGAUAUCUGACUGA
Molecule: messenger RNA, 1065 nt
Organism: Dovyalis caffra
Lineage: Eukaryota; Viridiplantae; Streptophyta; Magnoliopsida; Malpighiales; Salicaceae
Source: the annotation of a GenBank genome assembly